Messenger RNA from Arabidopsis lyrata subsp. lyrata, 3231 nucleotides. Its product is annotated as ras-associated and pleckstrin homology domains-containing protein 1. Bases 153 to 1931 code for a protein of 592 amino acids. NCBI's taxonomy places the organism in Eukaryota, Viridiplantae, Streptophyta, Magnoliopsida, Brassicales, Brassicaceae. The record is from RefSeq and is a predicted model, not a curated record. The transcript is spliced from 3 exons.
CGGCGCGACAUCGUUCAAGACCAUGACAACAAUUCUUUUCCGUGUCCGUAUGAUUAUAACUCUUAAUCAUAGUAAACGUAAUUAAAAUUAAUAUUAUUGUUAAUCUCUCCGCCACAUAAUAAUAAGACCACUAUAUAAACGUUUACUCAUUAAUGUACUGUAAUCAAAUCGACAAAGUCUCUCUCUUUCUCUCUCGCUCUCUUCUCUAUUCAAAAAUUAUACCGGCAAAAAUGGACGAUCAACCGCCGCUAAUCUGGCCGCAGUUUGAAUCUACCGGAUAUACUCACCGGAGAUCACCGAUUCCGGCGAUGUUAGUUCCGGCGAUGAUCGGAGUUAUUUCAGCGGCGAUUUUUCUUUUGUUUGUGAACUUUGUGAUCCCUCCGUUUCUCUCGGUCACAUCUCAGAUUCUUCAGCCGUCAUCGGUGAAACGAGGAUGGGAUUCGAUAAACGUCGUUUUAGUAGUUUUCGCGAUUCUCUGCGGCGUACUCGCUAGACGAAACGAUGACGGAUUGUCGUCAGAGUCUUUACACGGCGGAGAAGAAGAAGAAGUAGGAGGAGCUGUGACGAGUGGUGAAAUGACCCUCGGUGAGAUUAGCAAAAUCUCAUCCUCGUCGUCGGCGGUUUCAGAGCAGUGGUUUGAUGACGUGUAUGACGCCGAGAGGCUUAAGAUUUAUGAGAGUGUGAGUAGUCGGAGUUUCUCUCAUGGAUUACCGGUUACCGGAACUGUACCGUUGAGGCGUAGUUGUAGUUCGUAUCCUGAUCUGAGACAAGGAGUUUUCAGGGAAACUGGCGAUCGCCGGUUCCGGUUUUACGAUGAUUUCGAAAUCCAUAAUCGUUCUUACGAAGAAUUUCAGAAUCGUUCCAAAAUCGAGAUCGAAGAAGAAUCUGAGCCUAAAGAGAUUCAGAUUGAUACAUUCGUUGUAAAACCGUCUUCUCCGCCGCAACAACCACCGGCACCACCAACACCUCCUCCUCCUCCUCCACCUCCGCCGGUUGAAGUCUCCCAGAAACCGAGAAGGACUCAUCGUUCUGUUAAAAACAGAGAUAUACAAGAAAACGUAAAACGCAAUGACAUUAAGUUUAAACGAGCGUUUCAACCUCCAAAUCCACCACCGCCUCCACCACCUCCUCCGCCGCUGAUAACCGCGACGCCACCGAGAAAGCAAGGAACUCUUCAACGAAGAAAGAGCAAUGCGGCGAAAGAGAUUAAGAUGGUUUUCGCUUCUCUGUAUAAUCAAGGAAAGAGGAAGAAGAAGAUUCAGAAAUCAAAGAGAAAAGAGAGAAUCGAAUCUUCUCCGGUGGUGGUAGAUGUGACGGAACCACCGCAAUACCAAUCUUUAAUUCCACCACCGUCUCCGCCUCCUCCUCCACCACCGCCUCCACCUCCGCCUCGAACGUCACAAUCAGUAUUCUACGGAUUGUUUAAGAAAGGAGUUAAGAGCAACAAAAAGAUUCAUUCGGUUCCGGCGCCGCCUCCACCUCCACCGCCGAGACAUACCCAAUUUGAUCCUCAGACACCAACACGGAGAGUGAACUCCGGAAGACCUCCGCGUCCGACGAAACCGACGAAUUUCAAUGAAGAGAACAACGGCCAAGGAUCUCCGUUAAUCCAAAUUACGCCUCCACCACCUCCACCGCCUCCAUUUAGAGUUCCGCCGCUAAAAUUCGUCGUGAGUGGUGAUUUCGCGAAGAUACGGAGUAAUCAGAGCUCUAGAUGUAGCUCCCCUGAGCGAGAAGUGAUCGACAUCGGCUGGGGUUUAGAACUCACACAAUCUGACGACGGAGUUAAAACAAAAGCAGCCGUCGGCGGCGGCGGUAUGCCGGGAUUCUGUCCAAGCCCGGACGUUGAUACGAAAGCCGACAACUUCAUCGCCAGGCUUAGAGACGAGUGGAGGCUCGAUAAGAUCAACUCCGUGAACAGAAAAAGGUAAAUGGGCUUUGUGUAAGACCCAAAAAGGCCCAUUACAAAAACGACGUAGUUUUCCUUCUCUCUUGUUCGACAAGGCUGCGAUGCACAAGUUGGAUCAUACAACAAACAUCUUCAAGGGAAGUUUUAUAUUUGAUUGGCAAAUUCGUUGUGAUUUUAAGCAAUGUGCAGACAUACACAAGGACUCGGAUUUAAGUUACGGGUAAUAUUGGCAUUAUCGGUAUAGUUAAUAGUGGUAACUGGUUCGAACUGGCUGGUUAGUUUUUGGGUUUAACCGGUUGAGGGAUUUUGGUUUGGUGUGUUUGGGGUAUUCAGUUUGGAGUGUCUGAUUAAAAGUCAAUAACUUUGGUGUUGAUAUUAUUGUUGAUACUGUAUAAUGUAUGGCCCAUUGAUAUGAAAAAAUAGUUGUGGGCUCUGAAUUUUGUUGGGCCUACCUCUUGUGACCUUUCCAUUUCCCUUUCUUUUCCUUCUUCUUCUUCUUCUUCUUUCACAUUAUUUGUAAAUUGUGAGAGCUCUUUCCAAUACUAUUGUCGAAAUAGUGGUUAUGAUUCUUCGAGCUAUGUAUAAGUUUUUUUUCUUAACACGGUAUUAGAUAUCUAUGUUUCCAUGAAAACGUUGUUAUAUGUGAAUAGUCUUUGAUGUAAUGAUGUAAUCACCAAAUUAAUGGAUAUAUUUCGUAUACUUUAAACAUGUAUAGGCAAAAUGUGUCAAAGAGCAGUUUCAAAGGAUAAAAAAGGAGCUUGAGGUCAAGUCGUCAAGAGAAAGUAUUCAAGUGCAUGUUGAAGCUUUUAGACGUAUGCCGUGUUUGAGGCAUAGUAUGGCACAUACCUUUGCAAGAAGGGAUUGAAGGGUCUUUCAUUCUACACUGAAGCAUGAUGUUCUUUGAUGUUUGGAAAUCCAGAAAACAAAUGGUUUGAAAGAGAUUGAUCUCUUGGAGCAACACGAAUCAUAAUGAGUGGUUGUCAAAUGUAACAUGAAGAUCACUAGAUCAGUGAGCCAAUGAAGCAAUCCGUGACUUCUCUUAAGCUCGAAACUUCCCAAAAAACCCCAACCUCUAUGUGGUGGUCGUGGACAAGGGGCUAUAUAGACAAUAUGCGGUAAACAAAUGUUCAAUGGAACAACCAAAUCUAUGAUCACAUCUAACAGAAGAGGUUUUGUUCAACACCGUUGGAAAGUGGUGAAGUGGCCUGCAAGAAGGAGGAUUCUGCAAGCAAAGUUUGAAUCUUUCAAUAUUUUUGGUUACAUUCAUUUUGGUUGUUCUCUUUCAAUUCAUGAGUUAACAAAAAACAUGGAUAAAGUUUAAA